AUGACUAAAUCAUUAAAUACUGUGAAUGAUGAAAAAGCAUCAAAUAAUGUAAAUAACAAUACGGACAAAUCUAUUCACAAUGAAAUUAUUUCACAAGAUGCAAAUAACACCUCCUUUACAUCCUCUUCAUCUAUCAAACUGCAAGUUACUGGAGAAAAGUCUAUGUUCCAAUCUGCUAUUGGUGGAAUCAUAUCGUGUGUUGGAGGUGCUGUCGGUACGGGAAAUAUCUGGCGCUUUCCACGUGUUUUAGCAACUAACAGCCAUUCUGGCGGUGCAUUAACAUUUUACAUAAUAUGGAUUUUAAUCCUAUUUUUUUGGUCUAUCCCCAUUCUUAUUGUGGAAUAUUCACUUGGGCGAUUCACCAGAAAUUCUGUCCCAUUGGCGUUUUGUAAAUUUUUUGGACAAAAUUUCUUUUGGUUAGGCGCUUGGAUGGUUACAGUUGUUUUCUUUUUGAGUUGUUAUUAUCCUGUUGUCCUUGGAUGGUGUAUCUAUUACUUCUACAUAUCAUGUGCCUAUUCUUUACCGAAAACUGAAGAAGAAAGUUUAUCAAUUUUCAAUAAUUUUACAGAGCACUCGUACUGGCCAGUAUUUACUCAGUUUCUGGCAGUUGCCUUAAGUGGUAUUUGUUUAGCUGGAGGAGUUAAAUGGAUUGAAAAAGCAAAUAUUAUUCUUGUUCCACUGUUGUUACUUAUCAUUCUUUUCAUGUUUGGUUGGGCAAUAACGAGACAGUAUGCCGAAAUCGGAAUAACAUUUUUAUUCACUCCAUCAUGGAGUACUUUUACAAAUCCCACUCUAUGGAUUGCAGCUGCAGGUCAAAAUGCUUUUGAUACAGGCUCUGGAAUGGGUAUAAUGGCAACCUAUUCUACAUUUAUGUCACGAGAUUCUAGAAUAGUAGCGUAUAGUUUCCUCAUCCCUAUAAUAAAUAAUCUUGUAAGUUUAUAUGCAUCCAUAACAAUAUUUUCAACUGUGUUUUCUACAAUCAUACAAACAAAUCCUACAGUUACCCGUUCAGCGAUUGUAAGAAUUAUAAAAACAUCUGGUCCUGGAAGUACAGGACUUACUUUCACUUGGAUACCUGUUCUGUUUUCAAAAUUCGGUUUAUUUGGUCGCAUUUUGUGUGCAUUCUUCUUUCUGUGUCUAGUUUUUGCUGGAAUAAGUUCAUUACUGUCAAUAACUCAAAUCGGUGUACUUGCAAUGAAAGAAUUGAAUGUACCUCAUAGAUCAGCCGUUGCUAUUGCCUUAAUUGCGUCAGCGCUUAUUGGUGUGCCUUCAGCAGUGUAUCUUGACUUUUUAACAAAUCAAGACAAUACAUGGGGAUAUGGACUUGUGAUAUCUGGAUUUUUAUUUUGUCUAUUAGUUAUUGUUUAUGGCCCAAACCGUUAUCGACGUGUUCUUAUUAAUGAUUUUGGUAUAAACGAUUGUCAUCUAUCAGUUUUUUGGGUUCCGCUAAUAGCAUUUUUAGUCCCUUUGCAAUCACUUGCACUGUUAGGCUGGUGGAUUUAUGAAUCGAUAACUACAGAUCCAAAUUGGUUCCACCUAAAUUGGAAUUCAUUGUUAACAACAGUGUUGGAAUGGUUCAUUGCAAUGGUUGUUCUAUUAAUUUUGAAUUGGAUACUUUGUCGAACAAACAUACUAAGUAAAGCUUUAAAUAAAGCCAAAGGUUGUGAUCCAUAUAAUCCAGCAACUUAUGAAAAUACCGAUGACUUUGAAAUGGAAAAUAUCACUAUUAUUACUAAAGAAUCUUAUAACAUCAACGAUAAAACAAUUCUGAGUCGUUUAUGA
This is a messenger RNA of Schistosoma turkestanicum, 1782 nucleotides long. NCBI's taxonomy places the organism in Eukaryota, Metazoa, Platyhelminthes, Trematoda, Strigeidida, Schistosomatidae. The record is from the annotation of a GenBank genome assembly.